Rhizopus microsporus ATCC 52813 is the source of this 177-nucleotide messenger RNA. RefSeq lists its product as uncharacterized. The transcript is spliced from 3 exons. Gene Ontology annotation, molecular function: proton transmembrane transporter activity. The coding region runs from base 1 to 177 and encodes 58 amino acids. NCBI's taxonomy places the organism in Eukaryota, Fungi, Mucoromycota, Mucoromycetes, Mucorales, Rhizopodaceae. Gene Ontology annotation, biological process: proton motive force-driven ATP synthesis. The record is from RefSeq and is a predicted model, not a curated record.
AUGUUUGGUUUGCGCAAAUUUGACGUUCCUGCUUUCCGUCCUGUUGUUCCUUUCAUUGCUGGCGGUGCUCUCGUCCUCUACUUGGUCAACAAGGCUCAAACUGCCAUGAUUAACUCUGAACAAUACAGAAAUGAUCCCAGAAACCCUGCUUUGGCUUCUGGAAAGAAGGCUCAUUAA